AUGGCAGAACUCCCAAUUGAGAUAGUGACUGACGUACUAUCAAGGCUUCCUUUGAAAGCCCUCUUCAGAUGCAAGUGUGUCUGCAAGACAUGGUGCAACUUACUAUCGGAUUCUUGGUUCGUGAAAUUGUGGGAAACUAAGUGGAGAAAACUCCGUUUCUUUUACGUACAAGAUCUAGCAUGUUCCCGUGAUGGAAAUCGUUGUACCCACCAAUUUACAUCCGCAGAUGAAGAAGUUCGUAGCAUUGUGCAAGAAUUCACCAAGGAAGGAAAAUACUAUACGAGUAGAGGAAAACACUAUACGGGUGGAGGACUGAACAUGGUGUUGGACCCUGCAACGGCCUACUGUAGUGCUCUCCACAAGCAUGGGGUCAUGCAAUUGGUUUUGGACAUGUACCUUCUACGGGAGACAUUAGACGUGAAGGCAAUUAUUAUUCAUCAUCAGAUUCUUGGAGAGUCAUUAAUCGAUCCAAGUGCCCAUAUCCAAUUCGUAGUACCGCUGUUUUUUGUUAAUGGACGUCUUCACUGGGUAGUCAAUACUGACUGUCCUUUUCCACCAGAUCAUGAUAAUGCCAUAAUAUUCUUCGAUUUGGCUAGUGAAAAUUUUGGGUAUGUCCCCCAUCCUCCAGAUUACCAGCAUGAACAAGAAAGUUCCAUUUAUGUGUUGGAUCUGGCAGGUACCCUUAGCCUACUUAACUUGGAUGAAAAUCUGAUUCGACUAUGGAUGCUUGAUGAUUAUGACAAAGGCGUCUGGACCGAAACACAUUACAUCAUGUUAGACCCUCUGCCUUGGGAAGACGAUAUAAGCUUUAAAUUUAUGGUGGGCAGGGAAUUACAGAUGGCACCUUGGCAUUGUAAAUACAGACUCUACUACAACAUUGACACGCGAACUUUUAGAAGAGUUGAAAAGCCUGAGCCUGCAGGAUCUCAUGGGUGGACUUUUAGAUACUACUGGGAAAGCUAUGAAGAUCUGAUGGAAAAUCACAAAGUACUAGCAUUAUGUUAG
Coffea eugenioides is the source of this 1005-nucleotide messenger RNA. RefSeq lists its product as uncharacterized. NCBI's taxonomy places the organism in Eukaryota, Viridiplantae, Streptophyta, Magnoliopsida, Gentianales, Rubiaceae. The coding region runs from base 1 to 1005 and encodes 334 amino acids. The transcript is spliced from 3 exons. Gene Ontology annotation, molecular function: protein binding. The record is from RefSeq and is a predicted model, not a curated record.